Penicillium macrosclerotiorum is the source of this 1431-nucleotide messenger RNA. RefSeq names its product VOC family protein. The transcript has a single exon. The record is from RefSeq and is a predicted model, not a curated record. NCBI's taxonomy places the organism in Eukaryota, Fungi, Ascomycota, Eurotiomycetes, Eurotiales, Aspergillaceae. Bases 1 to 1431 code for a protein of 476 amino acids. Gene Ontology annotation, molecular function: oxidoreductase activity.
AUGAGUGAGCCCUGGAACACGAACGUACUACGUACGCGGUUUUGUCAUGCUUUAUCGGAGAUGUACAAAAGCGAAGUCCCGUUAUACGGAGACCUGAUUGAUAUCGUAUGGGAGGCAGAUGCGAAAGCCAUCCAGGUCACCCAAGAAUGCGGGGGAAGCAACGCGUCGAUUGAUCCAGACGAUAUUCUUCCUUCGCGACACCGGGUUGAAAGACAUGGCGCGAUUCGUCUAGGAACCGCACAUGAACUAAGCACUAUCCGACGCAUGUUUGCCGUUAUGGGAAUGUAUCCUGUGGGAUAUUAUGACCUAAGUCUUGCUGGCUUCCCUAUGCAUGCCACCGCUUUUCGACCGGAUACACAAGAAGCACUUUCCCAUAACCCCUUUCGUGUCUUCACAACUGUUUUACGAAUGGAAAUUUUGACUGAGAAAACAAGAGCGCUCGCUCAAAAGGCACUGAAGAAGAGAAAGAUCUUUACCCCGCGACUCAUUGCACUAUUGGAUGUCUUCGAAGCAAAUGCUUUCCUGACUCCUGCGGAGUGUGCAGAGUUCAUUGAAAAUGGAUUAGAAACUUUCAGGUGGCAUUCAAAAGCGACUGUUACACUAGAUGAUUACAUACAGCUCAAGGCUGAGCACCCCCUUAUCGCUGAUGUCGUCUCUUUCCCCAAUUCACAUAUUAAUCAUCUGACCCCUCGCACAAUUGAUAUCGAUUUGGUGCAAAAGCUCAUGGUGGAUCGUGGAAUGCCAGCCAAAGAUCGGAUUGAAGGCCCACCUAGGCGAAAUUGUCCAAUCUUGCUACGACAGACAAGCUUCAAAGCCUUGGAGGAGACGGUUUACUUCCGAGAUGCAUCUAAUAACUAUAUAAAAGGGUCACAUACGGCACGAUUUGGAGAAGUUGAACAAAGGGGUUAUGCUUUAACGCGAGAAGGACGUCGACUUUAUGAUCAAAUUUUGGAUCGCGUCAAUCUUGAAGCGGCGAAGAAUCAGCUGACCGGGGAUGACUACGAACAACUUCUGGAAAAUAAAUUCAAGCUGUUUCCAGAUAACCUUGCCGAUCUUCAUAGCCAAAAACUAGCAUAUUUCUGCUAUCAGUUGGUGCCAAAUGAUCAGAGGCUUGCAGAGGACAAAACGGACGAGCGAAUGUAUGCCAAAACCACAGCAUCUCUGCAGGAGCUCUUGGACAAUAAUAUCUUGUCAUACGAGCCGCUUACUUAUGAAGAUUUUUUGCCAUUGUCUGCAGGUGGUAUUUUCAACUCUAAUCUGGGCAACUUUUCUCAAUCUAAGCAGCUUAUAAUGAGCGCGGAACCGGAUCUUGAUGGGUUUCAACGAUGCAUGGGUGCUUGCAUCACAGAUGAGUUUCACAUUUACGCCGAGAUGCAAGCGAAGUCUAUUAGACAUUGUGCAAGGAUCCUUGGGCUGGAUAUUACAUUAUAG